Neomonachus schauinslandi (Hawaiian monk seal) is the source of this 1649-nucleotide messenger RNA. It is a transcript of the gene PDE1B, whose product is annotated as phosphodiesterase 1B. The transcript is spliced from 15 exons. Lineage: Eukaryota; Metazoa; Chordata; Mammalia; Carnivora; Phocidae. Gene Ontology annotation, biological process: signal transduction. Bases 1 to 1608 code for a protein of 535 amino acids. Gene Ontology annotation, molecular function: 3',5'-cyclic-nucleotide phosphodiesterase activity. The record is from RefSeq and is a predicted model, not a curated record.
AUGGAGCUGUCCCCCCGCAGCCCUCCCGAGAUGCUGGAGUCGGAUUGCCCGUCACCGCUGGAGCUGAAGUCAGCCCCCAGCAAGAAGAUGUGGAUUAAGCUUCGGUCUCUGUUGCGCUACAUGGUGAAGCAGCUCGAGAACGGGGAGGUAAACAUUGAAGAGCUGAAGAAAAACCUGGAAUACACAGCUUCUCUGCUGGAGGCUGUCUACAUAGACGAGACACGGCAAAUCUUGGACACGGAGGACGAGCUGCAGGAGCUGCGGUCAGAUGCCGUGCCUUCGGAGGUACGAGACUGGCUGGCCUCCACCUUCACCCAGCAGGCCCGGGCCAAAGGCCGUCGCGCAGAGGAGAAGCCCAAGUUCCGGAGCAUCGUGCACGCGGUGCAGGCUGGGAUCUUUGUGGAACGGAUGUUCCGGAGAACGUAUACCUCUGUGGGCCCCACCUAUUCCACUGUGGUCCUCAACUGUCUCAAGAACCUGGACCUCUGGUGCUUUGAUGUCUUUUCCUUGAACCGGGCAGCAGAUGACCACGCCCUGAGGACCAUUGUUUUUGAGUUACUGACUCGGCAUAACCUCAUCAGCCGCUUUAAGAUUCCCACUGUGUUUUUGAUGACUUUCCUGGAUGCACUGGAGACAGGCUAUGGGAAGUACAAGAACCCUUACCACAACCAGAUCCACGCAGCUGAUGUUACCCAGACAGUCCAUUGCUUCUUGCUCCGCACAGGGAUGGUGCAUUGCCUGUCGGAGAUCGAGGUCUUAGCCAUCAUCUUCGCUGCAGCCAUCCACGACUAUGAGCACACAGGCACUACGAACAGCUUCCACAUCCAGACCAAGUCGGAAUGUGCCAUCUUGUACAAUGAUCGCUCAGUGCUGGAAAAUCACCACAUCAGCUCUGUCUUCCGAAUAAUGCAGGAUGAUGAGAUGAACAUUUUCAUCAACCUCACCAAGGAUGAGUUUGUAGAGCUACGGGCCCUGGUCAUCGAGAUGGUAUUGGCCACGGACAUGUCCUGCCAUUUCCAGCAAGUGAAGUGCAUGAAGACAGCCUUGCAGCAGCUGGAGAGGAUUGACAAGUCCAAGGCCCUGUCUCUACUGCUCCAUGCUGCCGACAUCAGCCACCCAACCAAGCACUGGUCGGUUCACAGCCGCUGGACCAAGGCCCUCAUGGAGGAGUUCUUCCGCCAGGGCGACAAGGAGGCAGAGCUGGGCCUGCCCUUUUCUCCCCUGUGUGAUCGGACUUCCACUCUGGUGGCACAGUCGCAGAUCGGGUUCAUUGACUUCAUCGUGGAGCCCACCUUCUCUGUGCUGACUGAUGUGGCCGAGAAGAGUGUCCAGCCCCUGGUGGAUGAGGACUCCAAGUCUAAGAACCAGCCCAGUUUCCAGUGGCGCCAGCCUUCUCUGGAUGUGGAAGUGGGAGACCCCAACCCUGAUGUGGUCAGCUUCCGCUCUACCUGGACCAAAUACAUUCAGGAGAACAAGCAGAAAUGGAAGGAACGGGCAGCAAGUGGCGUCACCAACCAGAUGUCCAUUGACGAACUGUCCCCUUGUGAGGAAGAGGCCCUGCCCUCCCCUGCCGAAGAUGAACACAACCAGAAUGGGAAUCUGGACUAGCCUGGGGCUGGCCCAGGUCCUCAAUGAGUCCAAAGUGUUUG